Molecule: messenger RNA, 6770 nt
Organism: Gekko japonicus
Lineage: Eukaryota; Metazoa; Chordata; Lepidosauria; Squamata; Gekkonidae
Gene: DOP1A
Product: dopey family member 1
Exons: 30
Coding region: 1-6588 (2195 amino acids)
Biological process (GO): Golgi to endosome transport
Cellular component (GO): endosome; trans-Golgi network
Source: RefSeq, a predicted model, not a curated record
AUGGUGGCCGAGACAACCAUGGUUCUUGACCGUCCUCGAAUCGUCAACAGGGAUAUACCACCAAUUCCCUCCGGCACAGGACUUCCUUUUCCUGUCCGACUCCCCUCUCCUACAUCACGACGUACCACGCUUGAAAUUGACAGCGUGGAGAAUAACGUCAACGGUUUUUCCAGCUGCGUAGCAAACGUUCUACUGAACGGCAGAAAACCUACUACGCGAAGGUCCUGUCAUUAUAAAUGGCAAAGAUUCUGUUCUUCCCUAGGGCCUGUAAUAUUAGAGGAUGUACUGAUUGAAGUAUUUAGGACAUUAUAUACACAGUGCAAAGCAGAGCUGGAUCUUCAGGUGGAAUCUUCCUUCAGCAAGGACCAUGCACAACUAAGCAGCAAAUUGAGGGAAAAUAAGAAAACAGCAGAGCUGAUUAAAACUGCCAAUCUUCUGUUUAAUUCCUUUGAGCCAUACUAUAUGUGGGAUUAUAUUGCCCGCUGGUUUGAAGAGUGCUGUAGGAGGACACUGCAUGCCCGACUACAGGCUCUGCCUGGCGGUGGCAGCGAACCUGCUGAACUCCCUCUGACCAAUUUCUGCCUACUAGUUGAUUUUUUGUUGGAUAUAGUCUCUUUGCCUACUAGAAGUAUGAGAGUACUUUGUCAGGAGACUUAUAUUGAAAUACAAACGGAACAUCUGCCUCAGCUGUUGCUCAGAAUGAUCUCUGCAUUGACGAGCCACCUCCAGACAUUGCACCUCUCUGAACUAACAGAUUCCUUGAGGCUCUGCUCCAAGAUACUUAGCAAAGUUCAGCCUCCGUUGUUAUCUGCUGGUACUGAUGGUGCACUGCAGCUUUUAAGCAGACACAGCAGCAUCAAAGAAUGGGAAGAGAGAAAGAUGCCACUGGUUUCUGUAGAAAUUCCUGGUGAGGUGUUUGAAGAUGGUGAAAAUCCUCCAAGUAGUCGAUCAUCGGAAAGUGGCUUCACUGAGUUUGUCCAGUACCAGGCAGAUACAGUGGACGACAUUGACAGGAUAUUAAGUGGGGGUUCGGGGACAGCUAGCAUUGCCAUCAUAGGUAGUGCCUCCUCAGAGACUGAGACAGCCUCUACCGUGGGUUCUGAGGAGACCAUAGUGCAGCCUCCUUCCAAGAUGACACAGGGGACAGAAUCUCGAGGUGGGAAGACAACAGCAGUUCAAAAGACUGCAAUGCAGUGCUGCUUGGAGUAUGUCCAACAGUUUUUAACCAGAUUUAUCAACCUGUAUAUCAUUCCAAGCAAUUCCUUGUCUCGGCCUUUGGCAGCGGAGAUUCAGGAGGACCUUGCUAGAGCGAAAGGAGAGGCUGCACAAGGCAAUAGAGACUCUCAAGGAGAUGCAGAUAAAGGGAAGAAAUCAAAUAAGAAGACCACACCAAAAGAAUACCUCUCUGCCUUUAUUGCUGCAUGCCAGCUCUUCCUUGAAUGUUCAAGUUUUCCUGUUUACAUUGCAGAGGGAAAUCAUACUUCAGAAAUACCUGAUGAAAAGACAGAUGUUGAUUGUGAACAAGAGCAACCUCCCCUGUGGCUCCAGACUCUCAUGAGUGCCUGCAGGCAAGCAAAUGAUUUUAGAAUCCAAGGUGUUACUAUUUCUCUAAUAAUGGACUUGGUUGGUUUGACUCAGUCAGUUGCUAUUGUCACGGGAGAAAACCUAAGCAGCGUUGAAACCGCACCACCUCUGAGUCCAAAUCAAGGAAGAGUGGCUGUUGUCAUUAAACCUCCACUUACUCAAGGCAACCUGCGAUACAUGGCUGAGAAGACAGAUUUUUUCAAGCAUGUGGCUUUAACUCUGUGGGACCAGUUGGGUGAUGGAACCCCUCAGCAUCACCAGAAGAGUGUGGAGCUUUUUUUCCAAUUGCACAAUUUAGUUCCAUCUUCUAGCAUUUGCGAGGAUGUUAUAAGUCAGCAGUUAACUCACAGGGAUAAGAAAACCAGGAUGGAAGCGCAUGCAAAGUUUGCAGUACUUUGGCAUCUCACCCGAGACUUGCAUAUUAACAAGUCAUCUUCAUAUGGCCGUUCAUUUGACAGGUCCUUGUUUAUUAUGUUAGACAGCCUUAACAGCUUAGAUGGUUCUACCUGGUCAGUGGGCCAAGCCUGGCUAAAUCAGGUACUCCAAAGGCAUGACAUUGCAAGGGUCCUGGAGCCUUUGCUUCUGCUGCUCCUCCAUCCCAAAACUCAGCGCGUUUCUGUUCAGCGGGUGCAAGCGGAGUGCCACUGGAAUAAAUUUCCCUCUUACCUUGAAGAUGAAAAUGAAAAGCAUUUUAUGCAGAAAUUUAACUGUAGCGGAGCAUUUGUCCACGUGCCUCUAAGACAAGAGCAAGACAUUUCAGUUAAAGAAAACAAUGAAAAGCCACUUACUAUGGAUGAAAUGGAGAACUUCAGUCUCACAGUCAACCCACUGAGUGACAGGAUUUCCUUACUGAGUACAAGCAGUGAAACCCUCCCUAUGGCUGUAUCUGAUUUUGACCUUCCUGACCAUCAGAUAGAAAUAUUGCAAAGUUCAGACUCUGGCUGUUCCCAGUCAUCUGUUGGGGAUAACCUGAGCUAUGAUGUGGAGACAGAAGGCAUGGCUCCACCAGAUGACUCUCAACAUAUGGGAAGAGAUUCACCAGAUGAAAUUGUACAGCAGGUGGUCAUUGACUUGAUACACAAGGUUGUGAGUGGGCUGGGUGAAGAUGCUGAGCCAGAUAAGCAUUACCUGUAUUCAGAAGAUAGCCCUGCUGAAUUAAAUGCAUUGGACCCCUCAGAAGAGGGGAACAACUCCGAGGAUCAAAAUAUUCAAGGCAGUCAGACCAGUUUGCUCAAUGAUAACAGCUCCCAGUUGUUAUCUGUCUCAACCGAGGCAGGACUUGAAAGCAUUCCCAAUGAAAUCUCCAGAAACAAUUCCUCUCCUUGCAUCUCAGUAAGCCAGCAGAGUCUCAGCGACUCAACUUUCAUAUCAACAGAAGCAAAGUCUAGACAGCGAAGUCACAGCAGCAUCCAGUUCAGCUUCAAAGGGAAAUUGCCUGAAAAAAUGUCAGAAAAGGAAACCAUUGUGAAAGAGUCUGGUAAGCAGCCAGGGGCAAAGCCCAAAGUCAAAAUAGCCAAAAGGAAGGAUGAAGAGAAGAAGAAAGCACAAGCAGAGAAGCUUAAACAAAGCAGUGUUUUCUUCAGCGAUGGCCUUGACUUGGAAAACUGGUACAGCUGUGGGGAGGGGGAAAUCUCAGAAAUUGAGAGUGAUGCAGGCUCACCGGGACUGCGAAAGUCACCCCAUUUUAAUAUCCAUCCAUUAUACCAGCACGUGUUGUUAUAUCUUCAAGUGUAUGAUUCCUCAAGGACUCUGUAUGCUUUUUCUGCAAUUAAAGCCAUCUUGAAAACAAACCCUUCCGCUUUUGUGAAUGCCAUCUCUACCACCAGCGUCAACAAUGCCUACACUCCCCAGCUGUCCUUACUUCAGAACCUUUUGGCCAGACACCGCAUAUCUGUUAUGGGCAAAGACUUCUACAGCCACAUUCCAGUGGACUCGAAUCAUAACUUUCGAAGCUCCAUGUAUAUUGAGAUCCUGAUUUCUCUGUGCUUAUACUACAUGCGCAGCCACUAUCCAACCCAUGUGAAAGUCUCCCCACAAGACCUGAUAGGGAACCGCAACAUGCAGAUGAUGAGCAUUGAAAUCUUGACUCUUCUCUUUGCUGAGCUGGCAAAAGUGGUGGAAAGUUCGACAAAAGGCUUCCCAAGCUUUAUUUCAGACAUGCUGUCCAAAUGCAAAGUCCAGAAGGUGGUUCUGCACUGUUUGCUGUCCUCCAUUUUUAGUGCCCAGAAGUGGCACAGCGAGAAGGGAGCUGGCAAAAACAUAGUGGCCAUUGAGGAAGGAUUCUCUGAAGACAGCCUCAUUAACUUCUCUGAGGAUGAGUUUGACAAUGGCAGCACCCUCCAGUCCCAGCUCCUAAAAGUCCUUCAGCGGCUAAUUGUUCUGGAGCAUCGAGUGAUGACCGUGCCAGAGGAGAAUGAAGCCGGCUAUGAUUUUGUUGUAACCGACUUGGAGCACAUCAAUCCCCAGCAGCCAAUGACUUCCCUUCAGUAUUUACACUCCCAACCAAUAACCUCUCAGGGCAUGUUUCUCUGUGCCGUGAUAAGGGCCUUACACCAGCACUGUGCCUGUAAAAUGCACCCCCAGUGGAUCGGCCUCAUCACUUCUUCUCUGCCUUACAUGGGGAAAGUCCUCCAGAGGGUUGUGGUUUCUGUGACCCUCCAGCUGUGCAGGAACCUGGAUAAUUUGAUUCUGCAGUACAAAUACGAAACAGGAUUGUCUGACAGUAGGCCCAUUUGGAUAGCAUCAGUUACUCCACCAGAUAUGAUGCUGACCCUUUUGGAAGGCAUUACAACAGUGAUUCACUACUGCUUACUUGAUCCGACUGCACAAUAUCAUCAGCUUCUGGUUACUGUAGAUCAGAAGCACAUGUUUGAAGCACGCAGUGGCAUCUUGUCUAUUCUUCAUAUGAUCAUGUCAUCUGUGACUCUUCUGUGGAGCAUCCUGCACCAGGCAGAUUCUUCAGAGAAAAUUGCUGCAGCAGCUGCUGCUUCUAUUACCACUAUUAAUCUUGGAUCUACAAAGAAUCUGAGACAGCAAAUUCUUGAAUUACUGGGCCCAAUCUCAAUGAAUCAUGGUGUUCAUUUUAUGGCAGCUAUUGCAUUUGUAUGGAAUGAAAGGAGGCAGAACAAAAAUGCUGCGAGGACCAAGGUCAUUCCUAUUGCCAGUGAAGAACAGCUCCUGCUGGUGGAGUUAGUUCGUUCAAUCAGUGUUAUGAGAACAGAGACCGUUAUGCAAACAGUGAAAGAAGUUUUAAAGCAACCACCAGCAAUUGCUAAGGACAAGAAGCAUCUGUCACUGGAAGUCUGCAUGCUGCAAUUUUUCUUCGCAUACAUUCAGAGGAUCCCAGUGUCCAACCUAGUAGACAGUUGGGCCUCACUUCUGCUUCUUCUGAAGGAUUCCAUUCAACUUGGCCUUCCAGCUCCAGGGCAAUUUCUUAUACUUGGUGUUUUAAAUGAAUUUAUCAUGAAAAACCCCACUUUGGAUAAUAAGAAGGACCAAAGAGAUCUUCAGGAUGUAACCCACAAGAUAGUAGAUGCCAUUGGGGCAAUUGCUGGCUCAUCCUUGGAACAGACAACAUGGCUAAGACGAAAUUUAGAAGUUAAGCCUUCCCCCAAGAUAAUGGUUGAUGGAAACAAUUUGGAGUCUGAUGUUGAAGAUAUGUUGUAUCCGGCUAUGGAAACCUCAAGUAUAACUCCAUCAGUAUAUAGUGUUCAUGCCCUAACAUUGCUUUCUGAGGUUUUGGCACAUCUUUUGGAUAUGGUUUUCUACAGUGAUGAAAAGGAAAGAGUUAUUCCGCUCCUUGUAAAUAUAAUGCAUUAUGUUGUGCCUUACCUUCGUAAUCACAGUGCCCAUAAUGCGCCCAGUUACCGAGCCUGCGUUCAGCUCUUGAGCAGUCUGAGUGGCUAUCAGUACACGAGAAGAGCAUGGAAAAAGGAAGCAUUUGACCUAUUUAUGGAUCCCAGCUUCUUUCAGAUGGAUGCUUCCUGUGUUAAUCAUUGGAGAGCAAUUAUGGAUAAUUUGAUGACCCACGACAAAACCACAUUUAGGGAUUUGAUGACCCGUGUAGCUGUAGCUCAGAGCAGCUCACUCAACUUAUUUGCAAAUCGAGAUGUGGAACUGGAACAGCGAGCCAUGCUCCUCAAGAGGCUAGCUUUUGCUAUUUUUAGCAGUGAAGUGGACCAAUACCAGAAGUAUCUUCCAGAUAUACAAGAAAGGCUGGUAGAAAGUCUCCGCUUGCCACAGGUGCCCACCCUUCACUCCCAAGUGUUCCUGUUUUUCAGAGUCUUGCUUUUAAGAAUGUCUCCACAGCAUCUAACCUCACUUUGGCCCACCAUGAUCACAGAAUUGGUUCAGGUAUUUUUACUGAUGGAACAGGAACUCACAGCUGAUGAAGAUAUCUCCAGAACGUCAGGCCCAUCUGUGGCUGGCCUGGAAACCACAUACACGGGAGGCAAUGGAUUCUCGACAUCCUAUAACAGCCAGAGAUGGUUAAACCUUUAUUUAUCAGCUUGUAAAUUUCUGGAUCUAGCCCUGGCAUUGCCCUCUGAAAAUCUUCCUCAGUUUCAGAUGUAUCGUUGGGCAUUUAUUCCAGAAGUUUCAGAUGACUCAGGGUUGGAGGUUCGAAGGCAAGGCACCCACCAAAGGGAAUUUAAACCAUAUGUGGUACGAUUAGCAAAACUACUGCGAAAAAGAGCCAAGAAGAAUCCAGAAGAGGACAGCUCAGGGAAAAUGCUCCAUUGGGACCCUGGUCACUUGCUCCUGACCACCUGUGCCAUCCGCAGCAUUGAGCAGCUUCUGCCUUUCUUCAAUGUCCUGAGCCAAGUUUUUAACAGCAAAGUCACCAGCAGGAGCGCUGUACAUUCGGGGAGCCCCAUGUUUCACCCAACCUCAUUCCCCAACAAGGACAUCAAAAUGGAGAACCAGAAGACAUUCUCCAGUAAAGCAAGACAAAAAAUUGAAGAGAUGGUGGAGAAGGACUUUCUGGAAGGUGUCAUAAAGACAUAAGGCACCCAAAGCAAAAUGUUCAUCUUAAAUGUAAGAUAUUUUCAGCUGAAACCACCCCAUCCUUCCAGAGUGUAUAGUUUCCUUUUUUCAUACUUUGUAUGUAAUGUAAACUUCAGGAUGUAUUUAAUUUAAAUAUCUGUAAAUAAGUUCUGGAUGUGGCCUGAAUCAAGUUCAAAUAUCAU